AUGGGGAUGGGUGGAGUCGACGCCGCGGGUGGCGAAGAGACGGGCAAUGUCGACCAUGGGGAUCAUGUGGCUGGUGGCGAAGUAAGGGAUGAAGAAGACGCGCGAGAGGGCGGGAGUUUGGGUUGCUGCUCGUGGCGGCGCUCGUCGCCGCCGGAGAUUGGAUCAACGAGAGACGGUGAUGAUAAUGAUGAUUGGCGAUAUUACUUUCGCGUCCGUGCGUGUUUUCAGACUUUGAAAGUUAAUCAUAUGCUCUUUUCGCGCUUUGAUCGUUCCUUUAGAGACAGUGCAAAAGCAGCUGAAGGAGCCCGCGUGGCGGUCAUUCGACGUAAAGCUUGGAAUUUUCCUCGGAGCUUUAGUGGGGGAAAUAUCCUGCGACCGAAAGCUUGUGAGAACCUUGGUUUCUUCAAGCUCACCAACCAUGGUAUCCCUCCCUCCCUCAUGUCCACUCUUGAAUCAGAAGCCCUUAACUUCUUCUCAUUACCCCAGUCUCACAAGGACAUUAAUUGCCCUCCUUCUCCUUUUGGCUAUGGCAAUAAGAAGAUUGGCUCUAAUGGUGAUGUUGGUUGGCUUGAAUACCUUCUCUUCAACAUCUCCUCCUCUUCCUCUUUCCCAUCUUCCUCUAUAUGCAGAUAUGCUUUGAAUGAGUACACAAAAGCAGUGAGAAAGGUGGUGAAGGAAGUGCUAGAGAUGAUGGCUGAUGGUUUGAGGAUGAAAACCAAGAGAUGCUUUUCAGUAAACUAGUAAUGAAAUGAAGAGAGUGACACAAUGUUCAGGUUGAACCACUACCCUCCAUGCCCACCUCUGCUUCAAGGACUCAACUCUAGUUUGACUGGCUUUGGAGAGCACACUGACCCUCAAGUUCUGUCAGUCCUGAGAUCAAACAACACUUGUGGAUUUCAAAUUGCACUUAGAGAUGGGAGUUGGGUGAGUGUCCCUCCUGACCAGGACUCCUUGUUCAUCAAUGUUGGGGACUCUUUGCAGGUAAAGCUUACAAAUGGGAGGUUCAAGAGUGUCAAACAUAGGGUGAUGGCCAAUGGUUUAAGGUCUAGGGGUCUCAUGAUAUACUUUGGAGGACUAUGUCCUAGAGAAAGGUUGGCACCAUUGCCUCAACUCAUGAGAGAAGGUGAGGGAGAGCUUGUAAAGAGUCUCACAUGGUUUGAGUUCAAGACCUUUGCUUACAAAAACAAGAUGGCUGAUAACAGGCUCUCUUUGUUUGAGAUUGAGAGGAAAACUACUACUAAUACUAGUAGUGUUGCUAGUAUUGUUUAAUUAAAGUGUUCUUGUUCACUAUAGAUGGAAACAAAAAGGUAUCUUAGCUUUGAAGGGUUUUGUUUUUCUUUGAAUCUCUCUCACUCUUUUUGUUGUUGUUGUUGUUGGUUGGAAUGAGGCCUUAUCUAUCUCUUGCUCCCACUUGC
This is a messenger RNA of Dioscorea cayenensis subsp. rotundata (Guinea yam), 1415 nucleotides long. Its product is annotated as gibberellin 2-beta-dioxygenase 3. NCBI's taxonomy places the organism in Eukaryota, Viridiplantae, Streptophyta, Magnoliopsida, Dioscoreales, Dioscoreaceae. The record is from RefSeq and is a predicted model, not a curated record. Gene Ontology annotation, biological process: response to light stimulus; gibberellin catabolic process.